Molecule: messenger RNA, 1446 nt
Organism: Podarcis muralis (Common wall lizard)
Lineage: Eukaryota; Metazoa; Chordata; Lepidosauria; Squamata; Lacertidae
Source: RefSeq, a predicted model, not a curated record
GGAGAAUUGCCCCCGUGUAUAAGACUACCCCCCCUUUCCCCCCAUCUUAUACACGGAAAAGUACGGUAAUUCCAAGCACAGCCAGAAACUGAAUGAAAGCACUGAGGAAGUAGUGGGCAUGGAAAAAGGAGUAGCAGAAAGUGGUGACUGAUAUAUCCACCUCAAAACACUGAAACCAAUAGUUAGGAAUCCUGAGUGGAGUGGUUUGGAGCCCAAGCCCCCUGCAAUUCAUUGGAUUGUGCUUGUUAUAGCGUAAACCCCAAUAUACAGGGAGGAAGCGUUGAGAUUUGUGUGGUUUGAGGGUAAAGUCACGCGGAUGAUGCGAAUGGGUUUUGUGAGAACUUUGAUGCUAGGGGUCAAUAUUCCCCCAUCUUUAUUUGCUUGCGCUCCUGGGAGGGAAAGCACAACUGUCAAACUUAGAUUUCUUACACAGAAAUGUAUUCGGUGUAGAAAGCCUUGUUUCAGCCCCCAUGCAAGUGAUAACGGGGUCCUAUUAUUCACCAAUUACUUCCGCCUCAUGAGAACUAGAAACCUGUCUUUUUUAAAAAACGAAAAAACCUCACAAUAUGAUUGCUGGGAAGGCAGAGAACGCCCAAGGCACUGGGAAGUGCUCAGAGCUAGUUGCUUCCCCAGGCAACUUUCCCUGCUUUCUGAUUCUGCCCUCCUCAGAAUGCGAAGAAGAGACUCAUUGUGUUAUAUGGAGACUCGGUGUUCUGAAAUGAAGAGCAGCCCUCUGGAGUUUCAGGCUCAGAGGCAGCAAUGCCGCCCAGGGGAAUAUCAGUUGCUCAGCAGAGAUAGUGAGUGAGACAGCUAUUGCCUCCCUGCUCUGCUCCUGGGCUUCCGGCUGGCUACUCUAUUAGACGAAAAACGCACACCUCCCGGUGUAGACACACCGCUGAUACAUAAUGACAAGUCAGAACAAUAAAGGCGAAGCUGGGAAAGUGCCCAAAAGAACGUUUGCUCCCCCAGUAGCUAAACCUCAUGAGCUCUUUGCAAAAGGGGAACCGCUAGAGCUCCAGGACAAACAGGAAGGUGCUGAAACUAAAGGCAUUCCUGCUCCUCUGCACCAUGCCCAUGCCCCACGUGACAGAAUUGCAGCCAAGCCCCUCAAAACAACGAAAGCUCAAGAUAAGAGGAAGAAAGGGAGCCCUCCUGCUAGGACUGUAAAGGAAGAAGACUGCAAGAAGGAUCCAGGCAUGGCCAGAAAUGAAGAAGGUGGCCUCACCGAUGCACAGUUCGAGGAGAUUGUCCAGAGUGCACUUCAGAAGCCUUUGCAGGAGUGUAUGUACUCUGCGAAGAGAACCAUUUCGGCAAAGCCUACUGAGAAACAAGAUCUGGGAAGGAAGACUUUGGGGGUCUCUCCAGUGCGGAGGACGUUGUCUUUGGAAAGAAAAGUGAGGUGAUUGUUUCAGAAUUGGAUCAGAAGCGGCAUCUGCUAAAAAAAAA